AUGGCCCCCGAGGCACGACAGCAUCCACGGCACCCCGUGGAGAAACGACCGCUGAAAUACCAGGCUUUGGAUGUGACCCUGGAUGAAGAGGAGGAUGUUGAACGCCAGCCAGCCCCGCGACCUGGUAUCGGACCAGUGCAUCAUGUUCACUCCGCAGCCCCGCAGGCCACCAUGGCCGGCACAACGACGUUGUCGACCGGUCCCACUGUGGAGAAGCAUCAGACACCACGUGAUGAGCACCAGAUGCGCGCUAGCACACGGGCACGGCAUCAACGACCUGCCAUCUUGACAACAGCACGAGUUAUGGAUAAAUUGGACAGCAAUCGCCAGGCCUCCCAGCACGCGCCCCGCGCCGAGCUACGCUCCCGACUCCCCGCCCACCAGAUUCGCCGUCAAGCUAGCAAGGCGCUCAAUGUGGCCCCCGAGGCCCGUGUCUUUGGUCGACUGCACCCCGUUGACAACAAAACCCCUUCAAAUGCAACUUCCUUCGCCUCCUCCCAGACCUCCACCGCUGGUCGCUCAAAAUCCUUGCGAGGCGUAAAGAGUCGUCAUCGACAUCACCCCGACGACGAUGCCAUUGCACGGCUUUACGAUCCAAGCUUGCUGCCAAAUCGCCUCGAGCUCGAUGAGGAUCCUCUGCCCACACAAGGAUCGCUGCUUGACCUGCACAUUGACCCUGUUGCCCGCGUUAUGGAUAUGCGGCGCCAGCGUCCGUCUGUUCUUCUGCAUGAUCUGACAAACAAGCAUGAAACGAAUGCCAACCUUCAGUCCCUAUGGAUUGUGGGGGGCCGGCCCUCGCUGCGCGAGCUCUUCAACUCGUUUCUUGGUCACAGACCAAGCCAUCAUCUAGUUUGCUCGCACUACACUCAUAUAAUCGAGGCGCGACUGCCCAGCAUACUGCAUUCCCUCACAACUGACGCCAUUGGGGCGUUGCGUGGGCCUGUCAUAGCCAAACCUUGA
Messenger RNA from Monosiga brevicollis MX1, 960 nucleotides. RefSeq lists its product as uncharacterized. Lineage: Eukaryota; Choanoflagellata; Craspedida; Salpingoecidae. The transcript has 5 exons. The record is from RefSeq and is a predicted model, not a curated record. The coding region runs from base 1 to 960 and encodes 319 amino acids.